Molecule: messenger RNA, 1089 nt
Organism: Cylindrotheca closterium
Lineage: Eukaryota; Bacillariophyta; Bacillariophyceae; Bacillariales; Bacillariaceae
Source: the annotation of a GenBank genome assembly
AUGCAAGCACCAGCAAUAUCAACACGGUUCACCCGAAUAUUCGGUUGUCGUUAUCCAAUUCUUUUGCCUGGCAUGUCUUGGAUCUCCAAUCCCGAGCUCGUCGCGUCCGUUUCGAAUGCAGGAGGUGUUGGCAUUCUGGCCACUGGUCCUUUGACUGCCGAAGAAACGCGGGAUUCCAUUCGCAAGAUUCGAAGUCUCACAGACCAACCAUUUGGAAUUGGUGCUACGCUCCUCAUGCCAGGUGCCAAAGAGAACGCCAAGGUAGCUCUAGACGAGCAGGUUCCGAUUAUCAAUGUGAGUCUGGGAAAGGCAACCUGGAUCGCCGAUGGCCUCGCCCAGUACGGAGGGAAGAUGAUUGCUACAGUGACCAAUCAAAAGCACGCCCUGGGAGCGCUUGAGGCUGGUGCCGAUGCUCUCAUGGUGACUGGGCAUGAAGCUGCUGCUCAUGGGGGCGAUGUUACAUCUCUAGUAUUGAUUCCUUCCUUCCGCAAGCACUUUCCGGACACUCCCAUUCUAGCAGCCGGAGGAUUUGCCACAGGUCAAGGACUUGCUGGAGCCUUGUCUCUUGGUGCCGAUGGUGUGGCCAUGGGCAGUCGCAUGGCAGUGACGAGGGAAAGUCCAUUGGCUGAGGCUACCAAAUUGGCAAUUGUCAGCUCGGACGAAUCAGAAACUCUGUUUGGAUCCAAAUUUGACGGCAUCCCAGCUCGGGUGUUGAAAACGCCCAAAUCACAACAGGCAAUGGACCGACGACCCUCAUUUCCAGUAGUAGCACAUCGGGCAUUUCAAGCUGCACUGAAAAUGGGGAUUCCACUGUGGAAGGUGCUACCAGGCUUGUUGACACAAUUCGAGAAAAUGUUUAUCAUUGCCCAGUUUGGUGCCGCCACAGAGGCCAUCCAAGCAGCAACAGUUAAUGGAGACCUGGAAAAUGGCGUUCAAUUUGUUGGGCAAUGUCAAGGACUCAUUGAUGACAUUCCCAUGGUCAAUGACUUGGUGCAACGAAUCGUAUCCGAAGCAAGGCAGGCGCAUGAGGACCAAGCGACUUUCUAUGGUGAGGAUGAAGCCAUGCCCCAAAACAUUCGUUCCAUGUAG